GACAUUGACAUGUGAUGUGCAGUGUUUCAUUUUCACGAGUCUGAAGUUUUGCAAGAGUUUUCAAGGAAAAUUUGCAAAGAAUGGCUUCUCAUUUGUCUGCCAUUGAACUUUUAAAGAGAGGAGAUGAUGACAGAAUUAAGCCAUACCUCAACCAGUACUGGCCCUACGUGUUGGGCAGUACAUUGGGCUUCUGCACGGGCAUGCUUAUCAACUUUGGCACCAAGCGACCAAUAUACAGCGGUCUCCAAAAGCAUGCAGCCUGUAUGGCAAUCUGGUCAGCAUCCCUGCACAUAGUCCAGAAAAAACGUGAUGCCUACUUUGCCGAAAGAGAUGCUGUACUGAGGCACUACAUUGAAUUACACCCUGAGGACUUUGUUGAACCUGAGAGGAAGAAACUUGCUGAUGUCUUGGAACCAUGGAUCCCAAUUCGUUAAGUUUAGUUGAAAUUAUAAUAAUAUGUUAUGUCUUAGUAUGAAAUGAUUAAAUGCCUGAUUAUUACUUAA
This is a messenger RNA of Plutella xylostella (diamondback moth), 503 nucleotides long. It is a transcript of the gene ND-B14.5B, whose product is annotated as NADH dehydrogenase (ubiquinone) B14.5 B subunit. Gene Ontology annotation, biological process: mitochondrial electron transport, NADH to ubiquinone. The record is from RefSeq and is a predicted model, not a curated record. Lineage: Eukaryota; Metazoa; Arthropoda; Insecta; Lepidoptera; Plutellidae. Gene Ontology annotation, cellular component: respiratory chain complex I; mitochondrial inner membrane.